Pieris brassicae (large cabbage white) is the source of this 2353-nucleotide messenger RNA. RefSeq names its product elongation of very long chain fatty acids protein 7-like (gene sit). The coding region runs from base 222 to 1136 and encodes 304 amino acids. Gene Ontology annotation, cellular component: endoplasmic reticulum membrane. The record is from RefSeq and is a predicted model, not a curated record. Lineage: Eukaryota; Metazoa; Arthropoda; Insecta; Lepidoptera; Pieridae. The transcript is spliced from 6 exons. Gene Ontology annotation, biological process: sphingolipid biosynthetic process; very long-chain fatty acid biosynthetic process; fatty acid elongation, saturated fatty acid. Gene Ontology annotation, molecular function: fatty acid elongase activity.
CGGAAAAUAAAAAAAACAGAAUCAGUUGUGUUUACGCGCUCGGUUGCAAUGGUUCUCAUCAUUCAUUAUUGAGAAACGAACAGUGUUUUUAAUAUUAUAUGUUACUCAAAUAUCUUUUAUGAGUGAAGAUCGGAAACAGUCAUAAUAGAAGACAGCUUAAAUAAAAUGCAGGAGAGCCUCUUAUGACGAAAAAGAACUGAAGUUUCCCGAAAUUUGCCACAAUGACAACAUCAAACAGUUCAAUAACGAAUGUCUACGACCGCCUCUUCGUAGAAUUAGCCGAUCCCAGAACAAACGAUUGGUUCUUAAUAAAGAGCCCCAUACCAGGACUGACGAUAUUAGGACUGUAUCUUUACUUCACAUUAAAAUGGGGACCCAGGUACAUGGCCGACAAGAAACCCUUCCAACUGCAGAAGACCCUGGUGGUUUAUAACUUUUUACAAGUUAUUGUCAGCAUCUUUCUUUUUUAUGAGGGUCUCGACGCAGGAUGGUUAAGAACUUACAGUUGGAAAUGUCAACCAGUUGAUUUCUCAUCAACACCGGAAGCCAUGCGGGUAGCAAGAGGCGUCUACAUUUAUUUCCUUGCGAAAAUGACAGAACUACUCGACACGGUAUUCUUUGUAAUACGAAAAAAGGAGAGACAAAUCACAUUCCUCCAUUUGUACCAUCACACAGUCAUGCCAAUGAUAUCAUGGGGAGCUACGAAAUAUUAUCCCGGAGGCCAUGGGACAUUGAUCGGAGUUAUCAACUCCUUCGUACAUAUUAUUAUGUACACAUACUAUAUGAUGGCUGCAUUGGGUCCGAAAUAUCAGAAAUAUCUGUUCUGGAAGAAAUAUAUUACGACGAUGCAAAUGCUUCAAUUCUGUAUCACGUUCAUUCACUCCUCACAACUUCUGUUCUACGAGUGCGGAUACCCACGCUGGUCGGUUGUCUUCACGCUUCCAAACUCUAUAUUUUUCUACUACCUCUUCUACGACUUCUACUACAAAGCAUACGGAAAACCAGUGAAGAAGGCCAAGGUCGCAAAUGGUUUAGUGAAUGAGAGCAAAACAAACGGACUAUCGAUAACCAAUGGAUACAAAAAUGGCGCUAUACCAAAUGGUUCACCCGACGGAAUAGAUAAGAAAAUUGAAUAAAAAUUAUUGCGCUUUUAUAUUACAAAGUUUGAUAUAUAUUGUUGAUAUUACAUGUUGUUUUACGCGAUAUCAAAAACUCUGUGAACAUAAAAGCCUCGCACACAAUUAAUAGGCGAAUGUAGUUGUAUCAUUCGUUUUGUGUCAUUCACCCUUAAAAGGUCAUGAAUCAGAGACUGACCAAUCAGAUGGUUUUUGCCUUGCGUUUGUUCUAAAGGCUAAAAAUUAAACAAUUGAAUUUAACAGACGUUAUUAUUGAGUACUUGUUCGUACGAUAAGUUCACAGAUUUAUAUUGUAUAAGUUAUUUACUUUAUAUUAAAAGUCUGGCUAAAACUUGGUACAUUUGCAAAAACUGAUAACGCGCAAUUACUUAGCUACCAAUUAUAUAUUGUAAAUAGUACUUAAAACGUGUAUAGUUAAUAAUACAAUUUGUACAUGAAAGGAAAAAUUAAGGUGAAUAAGGGAGGUAGGAUAGACAUUAAAUACAUAAUACAAAAUAAGCUGAGUCAUGUAAUACUUAGGAUAUUUUUUAAUUGAAUUGAGUUACCAACAUCAAAAAUUAUCCAUUAAGUAUAUUACCAUAAAGAAAUAAGGUAAGAAAAUUAUUUAUCGUGUGUAAGUUAUUUUCUAUACAUUAUUUCACAAUCUUAGACAAUAUUAACAACUUUUAGCAGCAGUAAAACUUUUAUUGAAUUUCUUAACUGUAUAUCAGAUAUGUAUAAUAUUAUGACGAAAACCAUUUGAUACUUCUAAUAAGUUACCCUUAGGUUUUAUUGUACAUAAAUUAGGAUAUUAUAAUCAAUUACUUUUACUGCUCAAAAUCUUUUUUCUUUUUUAUUGGUAAAUGUUUUGGUGCUUUUAAGUAAUUUUACUUAUAAUGCCUAUAUAAAGGCAAUUAUACCUUUACGAGUUCCCUUAAAUAGUUUUAAGCAAAAUGGCGAAUUUAAGGUAUUUACGUAGAAAAUUAUUUUUUAUAGAAAUCUAGAGUCUUCCGAGUUAUCAAUUAAACGUUCGCUGUAUGUAGAUUUUUUAAAGACUUAUACCAACGCUUCAUGAUUUUUUAAACAAUAUAGGUCGUCUGUACUCGAAAAUGUAUUAGGUAUAUUAACAGUUCAUAAUACAUUAUCGACAUAGAUGUACGUGGUACAUUUGCGCAUGCAAUAACAGUAUUGAUAAAGUUUUCAAUUUAUGUAGUGUCUGUAAAAAUAAUAGUUAUACC